Messenger RNA from Mesorhabditis belari, 321 nucleotides. The record is from the annotation of a GenBank genome assembly. Lineage: Eukaryota; Metazoa; Nematoda; Chromadorea; Rhabditida; Rhabditidae.
AUGAAUGUGAUAAUUGGAGUGUUGAGUACGCUAUUUGGCUUCCUCUCGUUGGUGGGAGCCGAAUGCGGGAAGAAUGUUACUGAGUUUUGCCCGCGUUACGAGUAUCGACUUAUCAAAAAGCGAGCAGACGGUUUUUUAGGUGCAAUUUGGGAGGACAAGACGAGAAUCGUUGAAGUGGUAGACGGAUGUCUUCUACAAGCUUGGGAUCUUCGAAAUCAAACUGGAGCUUCGCGAGCACUUGGCCUCGAUGGACGCUCUUUUUAUGAUCUCAGUCACUACGCUUUCGCUAACCGGAUAUCGAGUUUAAAAUGCACUUGUGUA